This is a messenger RNA of Ectocarpus sp. CCAP 1310/34, 443 nucleotides long. Lineage: Eukaryota; Phaeophyceae; Ectocarpales; Ectocarpaceae. The record is from the annotation of a GenBank genome assembly.
AUGCGAGGUGUCGAUGCUAUUCUUCCCACGAUAGACGACUUCUGUGAAGCGAUAUCUAGCCGCGGCUCGCCCCUUCUACGUUGUUGGGGCUUCCUCGGUGGCACAAUCCGAAAAAUCUGCAGUUCUGGUCGUUGGCAACGUCUUUACUACAAUGGAUGGAAACGUCUCCAUGCCCUCAAGUAUCAGGCAGUAGAUUCUCCGGACGGUUUCCUUCGCCAGCUUUGGGGUCCUGCCCUCGGUCGCCCCCACGAUGUAGCGCAACUCGGGGAGAGCGACCUGCUUGCUGUGUUGAUGCAAUCGUUCAAUGAAGGGGCAGCAAACGUGGAACUGAAGCCACCAAAGUGUAAAGUACAUCUGUCCACGACAGGAUUCGCAAUGGGGUGGGGUUACACCAAUCACACCUCGUACGUACGAUUCCCACGAUAGCAGCCCAGGCUGCGCAC